AUGAAGUUAAAAACAGAAUCAUUCCUUCACCAUUUGGAUUUUAACACCGAUUACUGCAUUUUUUCACUACAUAACACUAAAAUAAUCUAUGAUUAUUUCUGCCUGUUGGACGUUCAUAACAAAAGAACCUUAAAUGACGUUCAGUUCUGCUGCUUUAUGAGGCACGUGACGGAUAUGGGAAUGACAAACAUAAUGCAGACUUUUGACUUGCUGGAUGCCAAUGGGGAUGGAGAAAUAGGCUUCAAUGAGUUUUACAUGCUGGUCUGCAUUCUGGUCAGCAGUAAACAACAUGUAGAACAGAACUUCCUGGACAUGCAUUCCCGCCAGGCCUUUGACCUCCUGGACACGGACGGUAGUGGAGCCAUCAGCCUUGCAGAGUUUGAGUGCCUAGGAUACCUCUUCAACCUGAAGAGGAAUGUCCUUAGAAAAACCUUUCUGGAUUUUGACAUCAGCGGGGAUAAGCGCCUAAUUUACAAAGAAUUUCGGGUAUUUACCAAAGACUGCAUGACCAACCCUGAGAAGUACAAGAAGAAAGGCCACUUGAAGCAAGUGUAA
Messenger RNA from Paramisgurnus dabryanus, 555 nucleotides. Its product is annotated as EF-hand calcium-binding domain-containing protein 9-like. Gene Ontology annotation, molecular function: calcium ion sensor activity; calcium ion binding. Gene Ontology annotation, biological process: flagellated sperm motility. NCBI's taxonomy places the organism in Eukaryota, Metazoa, Chordata, Actinopteri, Cypriniformes, Cobitidae. Gene Ontology annotation, cellular component: cytoplasm; sperm principal piece. The record is from RefSeq and is a predicted model, not a curated record.